GUGCCUCGACUCGGCCAUUGGGUUUGCCCGGGGUCUUGUGUUCUUUGUGUUGGCUCAUUGUGUACCAUCUAGACCUCAAUCCUCCUGAAGUCUGUCAACAAAAUCUAUUCCUUUCUUUCCCCCCCUUCUCUCCCUCCCCCCCACAACUCCAACUAUGGAGCAAGAGCUCCUAUCGCUGCUCGCCGACACGCAGUCGCCGGUCGCCGAGACGAGAAAGACCGCCGAGCUUCAACUGCUGCGUCUCUACACGAACGAGAGCUUCCCCCUCUCCCUGGCCGCCAUUGCUUCGCAUGAUUCCGUCCCCACCAAUCUCCGUCAGUCCGCCCUCUCUGUCCUGCGUACCUUUAUUGCCGCCGCCUGGUCCCCGAAUUUGGACGAGUUCAAGGGCCGCAUCCUCAUCAGUGAUCCCAACAAGGAUCAGAUUCGGAGGGUCCUGCUGGACCUAGCCACCGUGAAGGAGACCCCUGAGCGCAAGGUCAAGUCGUCCGCCAGUUUCGCCGUCAGCAAAAUAGCCAGCGCCGAUUUUCCCGAACAGUGGCCGGACCUCCUGCCGACGCUUCUUCAGAUAAUCAACGAUGCCAGUAGCACCUCGGGGGCCCUACACGGUGCCUUGAAGGUGCUCCUGGAUCUGGUCGACACCGGAUUCAAUGAAGAGCAAUUCUUUAACGUCGCCAGGGACCUUGUCUCGUCCCUUUACAGCGUUGCGACCAGCGAGUCGAGAAGACCGAUGCUCCGGGCCUUGGCCAUCGCGGUCUUCCGGUCGUGCUUCGAUACCCUUGAAAUGGUCCUGGAGCAACACAAGGUGGCUGUCAAGCAGUUUAUGGACGAGGUGCUCGGCGGCUGGUCGCCUUUCUUUAUCUCAACGCUAAAGGCGCCCUUGCCCGAAGCUCCUGUGGAGGAAGAAGAAUCGAAGGAGACCGAAGUUGCCUCGCAGUGGAGGGGUGUGAUUGGCUUAAAAUUGCAGGUGGUGAAGACCCUGAUGAAGAUCCGAAUGGUUUUCCCCGGUCUCUUGUCGGCCCAAAGCCCUAUCUACUUCUCUACAAUCUGGACGGAGCUCACGAACAUCCAGAAUGGGUACCAUGAGUUCUACAUACGGGACGAGAGACAGGGCCGUUUGGAAGACGUGGACGGGCUCCCAUACACCUUGGACUUCUUGGUCCUGGAAGAGUUGGAUUUGAUUCAGACCCUCCUAAAAGCACCUCCGGUCAAGGCAGAGCUGCAGCAGCAAUUGCAGAACGCCGGACAAGCCGUGUCCACGUCCAGUUGGUUGCCUGAGAUUCUGAAGUUGACCGGGUCAUAUGCCCAGAUCACGUCCGAAGAAGAAGGCCUGUGGGAUAUCGACGUCAAUCUAUUCCUAUCGGAAGAGACUUCAGUCACUGCCAACUACACGCCUCGUACCUGCAGUGGAGACCUGGUCAUCAAACUCGGUGAAUGGCUCAAGCAAACUACGGUCGAGGGUAUGCUAGUAUAUCUAAACGCUGUCUUCGCGGACUCUUCUUCGACGUGGAAGGCCCGCGAAUCGGCCUUGUACAUUCUUAACCAACUGCUGCGGGACUUCAGUGAGGUCGCCCAGCAGAUCUCUACAGACUUGGCAAAUGGAUUCAAUGGCCUCAUCCACUAUUCGAUUCAGCAAGAGGAAGAGUUUCUCCGUGCGCGUGGCUACCUUGUGGCGGGUAUUUUGACCCAGGUUGCCGGCGAGGCGUUCCAGCCGACCGCUGCUUCGUAUCUGGAGGCUGCACUGAAAGCAAUCGCGGGAGACCCCUCGGAAGUCGUGAAGGUUGCAUGCAUUCGCGCUUUACAGGACCUGUUGCCUUCUCUGUCUUCCAGCACCACUAUUCCCCUCCAGAACUCCAUCAUCUCCGCUAUCUCGGAGUUUGUCUCCUCGCACGACCUCCGGGAACCAACCGACAGCGAUGAUCUCAAGGUCACACUCGCCGAGACGCUGCGCGACACGAUCAUGGUCAAUCCAAACAUCGUUCUAUCGUCGAUCGCCAUCGAUGUUCUCUUCAACAUCGCCAGUAACGGCGCGUCCAAUUUCCAGCUCACCAUGAUUGUCACCGAGGCAUUCGAGGACCUCGUGGAGUCUAUUGCUGACCAAGGCCCCGAAUCAUUCGUUCUCCUCUGCGAAAAGGUCCUGCCUUCUCUGACCGGGGCGAUCGACGUUGGAAACCUGACUCAGGAGAACACGCUGACGAACUUUGCCGCGGAUCUCGUGCGAGCUCUGGCGGAGAGGUCCCUCGAGCCCCUUCCGGCCGGAUUCGUGGAAACCGUCAUGCCCAAGAUGAAUCGACUGCUGCUGGACUCGACCGAUGCGGAGCUGAUCCGUCCGGCGACGGAGGCCGUUCGGCACAUGCUCUCGCACGACUUCGCCCAAUUUGUGAACUGGCGGGAUCCCCAGAGCGGCAAGGAGGCCACCGAGGUGGUGCUUGUUAUUAUCGAUCGCUUGCUGGGGCCCUCCGUCGACGACAAUGCGGCCACCGAGGUCGGACAGCUGGCCGCGGAACUGGUGGAGAAAGCGGGCUCCGAACGACUCGGUCCCUACCUGCCCCAGCUCCUUCGGGCCGUGGCGCAACGAUUGGCGACCGCUCAGCAAGCGCAAUUCAUCCAGAGUUUGAUCCUUGUCUUUGCGCGACUGACGCUUAUCAGUGCGCGCGAGGUGGUGGACUUCCUGGCGCAGGUGGACAUUGGCGGGCAGAGCGGACUGCCGAUCGUGAUGAGCAAAUGGCUGGAGAACUCGGUCAACUUCGCCGGGUAUGACGAGAUCAAGCAAAACAUCAUCGCCCUGGCAACGCUCUACAACCUGGAAGACCCUCGGCUGGCGCAGGUGCAGGUCAAGGGCGACCUCAUCAUCCAGGACACCGGCCGCAUCAAGACCCGGUCGCAGACGCGCAACAACCCGGACCAGUACACGGCGGUGGCGGCACCGUUGAAGAUCGUCAAGGUGCUGGUGGAGGAAUUGGCGGCGGCGUCGGGGAGCAAAGAGAUCGACGCGGCCACAGCGGCGGCGCUGGAGGAAGAGGACAGCGACGAGGAUGACGAGUGGGAGGACAUCCCCGGCAACACGCUGGAUCUGAACCUGGGGAUAACGAAGCAGGAGCUGAUGGCGUUUGGCGAAGGCGGCAGCGAAGGAGUGUUUGGCGUGCGCAAGCGGGACGACGAGACGCAGGCGUUCUUGCUGGACUUCUUCCGCAACGCAUCGGCCAAGGCCGAGUUCCAGCAACUUUUUGCCGCGUUGACGCCGGCCGAGCAGGAGAAGCUGCAGAGUCUGGGAUGAUCGGGACCGCCGUGGUCCGAAAAGGGGCGGAUGACGCCAGGAUCUUCGUGAUUUGUGAUGGAUCCGAUUACUUGGGACUUGCGGGGAAAGGAAGCAGAAGGGCCGAGGAAAGAUUACGCUGACAACGAACCACUGGGGGAAACCAAGGCCGGCGAUCGCUGUCGGGAAUGAACAUAUUGACUGGGUAUUCAGUCGGAAGUCGCUAUGUACGUAUGUAUUUUUUUUUGUGGCCAGGGAAGAUGAGUUUGGGCCGCGUUCCCAGGCCCAGCUCCACCGAUGUGAAUAUUUGGAGAUGCUGC
Aspergillus steynii IBT 23096 is the source of this 3573-nucleotide messenger RNA. RefSeq names its product putative importin beta-5 subunit. Gene Ontology annotation, molecular function: small GTPase binding. The record is from RefSeq and is a predicted model, not a curated record. The transcript is spliced from 3 exons. Gene Ontology annotation, cellular component: cytosol; nuclear envelope. NCBI's taxonomy places the organism in Eukaryota, Fungi, Ascomycota, Eurotiomycetes, Eurotiales, Aspergillaceae. Gene Ontology annotation, biological process: protein import into nucleus. Bases 155 to 3274 code for a protein of 1039 amino acids.